Pseudophryne corroboree (corroboree frog) is the source of this 3743-nucleotide messenger RNA. RefSeq names its product tryptophan hydroxylase 2 (gene TPH2). The coding region runs from base 58 to 1515 and encodes 485 amino acids. NCBI's taxonomy places the organism in Eukaryota, Metazoa, Chordata, Amphibia, Anura, Myobatrachidae. Gene Ontology annotation, molecular function: tryptophan 5-monooxygenase activity; iron ion binding. The record is from RefSeq and is a predicted model, not a curated record. Gene Ontology annotation, biological process: serotonin biosynthetic process; aromatic amino acid metabolic process. Gene Ontology annotation, cellular component: neuron projection. The transcript is spliced from 11 exons.
AGCAAAGACUGACCACAGCACCCUCUGCUGUCCAAAUAGAAUAUUUACACUGUCCACAUGCAACCUGCAAUGAUGAUGUUCUCUUCCAAAUAUUGGGCAAGAAGGGGAAUGUCUCUAGACUCUGCAAUGUCCCAAGAUUUUCUGAGCAACUCAACACGAGACAAAUUGAAUGCUGUGAAAAUUAAUGAGAACAAAUGUAGCAAAGCUGAACCAGCUGCUGAAAUAGAAAGAACAGCAGUUGUCCUCACGCUGAAAAAUGAAGUUGGAGGUUUAUUACAAAAUUUAAAAAUCUUUAAGGAAAAAUAUGUCAGCAUUAUACAUAUUGAGUCAAGGAAGCCCAAAAAAGGCAGCUCAGAGGCUGAGAUCUACAUAGAAUUUGAAUGCACUAAGAAAAAAUCCCAGGAACUAAUUCAUCUGAUAAAGCUUCAGCCGAACAUCAUCUCUUUGAAUCCAGCAGAGAGGAAAUGGAGAGAAGAUGAAGAACUCGAUGGAGUCCCAUGGUUUCCAAGAAAGAUUUCAGAACUUGACAAAUGUUCCCACAGAGUUCUUAUGUAUGGUUCAGAACUGGAUGCUGACCAUCCUGGAUUUAAAGAUAAUGUGUAUCGCCAAAGAAGAAAAUAUUUUGUGGAUGUUGCUAUGGGCUAUAAAUAUGGACAACCAAUUCCAAGAGUAGAGUAUACAGCAGAAGAGAUAAAAACAUGGGGCACGGUGUUCAGAGAACUUACAAAGCUGUACCCAACUCACGCCUGCAAAGAAUACUUGAAGAAUCUACCUCUGUUAACAAAAUACUGCGGAUACAGAGAAGAUAAUGUUCCCCAGCUUGAGGAUGUUGCAAUUUUUUUGAAAGAAAGAUCUGGAUUCACAGUACGGCCUGUGGCUGGCUAUCUCUCUCCGAGAGACUUCUUAGCUGGACUAGCCUAUAGAGUGUUUCACUGUACCCAAUACAUCAGACAUGGCUCAGAUCCACUCUACACACCUGAACCGGACACAUGUCAUGAGCUACUUGGUCAUGUUCCUUUACUUGCGGAUCCCAAAUUUGCACAAUUUUCCCAAGAGAUUGGCCUUGCCUCAGUCGGAGCAUCUGAUGAAGAUGUUCAAAAACUAGCAACCUGCUACUUCUUUACUAUUGAAUUUGGUCUCUGCAAACAAGAUGGACAGCUACGUGCAUAUGGUGCUGGGCUCCUAUCUUCUAUUGGGGAAUUGACGCAUGCCUUGUCUGACAAAGCUACUGUGAAAACGUUUGAUCCAAAGACAACUUGCUUGCAAGAAUGUAUUAUCACUACCUUUCAGGAUUUGUACUUUGUGUCAGAAAGCUUUGAUGAAGCCAAGGAAAAGAUGAGAGAGUUUGCAAAGUCAAUCAACCGUCCCUUCUCGGUCUACUUCAAUCCUUACACCCAGAGUGUUCAAAUCCUUAAGGACACCAGGAGUAUUGAAAAUGUUGUCCAAGACUUGCGGAGUGACUUAAACACAGUGUGUGAUGCUUUAACAAAAAUGAAUAAAUAUUUGGGGAUAUGACGUAUAGCCAGGAUAAAAGUGAUUCUCUGUAGAUACCAAAUGCAUACUGAGAUCCUUUUCAUCUUAGGUCAUCAUUUCUAUAAUAAGUAAUGUAUUACUGAUUCACUCCUGUGCUAUAAUAUACAGUACUAUACAUGCACACACACACACACACACACACACACACACACACACACACACACACGCGCGCGCGUAUGAAUACUGUACACAUAUAUGUGUGACAUAUACAUGUAUAUAUGUCUGUGUAUGUAUGUAUAUAUACCCACACACAGCCUCAAUGCUUGUUUUUCAUCUGUGUAAAGUAUUUGUGAAAUGUUUCAAAAUCUAGAACUUAAUAUGUACAAUAUAUCCUGAGUAAUUUCUCUACCCCAUUAGGAAAAAUAUUGUAGUGUUAUACAAUACUAUUGAAUAAGUAAUUUUAUUUGUUUACUUUCUGUGUAGAAUUACUUUUAUACCUUUAGUUAGUUAGUUAAGCAGUAACACUCAUAGCUGCUGUUCUAAGCUUAUCCAUCACUCUCAAUCAAGCUCCAAGUAAAAGCAGCUGGAAAAUCAAUUUGAAUAAAAAUGCCUAGCUUCAAUUUGCCAUCACAUUAGCAAAGACUAUUCUGCUUUCCAGCUAGUAUUGGGACGCAAAGCAAAAACACUUGUUUUUCCAAUUUGAAAAGUUCAUGAAAUCCAAGCACAAUAUUGUUGCAAUUAUUGCUUAAAUAAGUAAGUCACUGUGAGGUGCUGAUCUAGUUGUUCGAUAGCUGUAAGAAGAUAACUGAUUAGCCUUGUUCGGACUGUGUAAAAUCUAUUAACAGAUUAAACAUUGUAAAAUCUUGACUUCACUAAGGCUAUAGAAGUUGAUUCAUUAUAAGUAAUACAUAGUAAAGUUUUUGAAAAAUGAAAUUAUUGAUUUAAAACAAGCUCAAGUGUUGCAGAUAUAAUACUUGUGCAACGUAAGCUUAUUUAGUUUCCCUCUGUUCUGGUAAGGAUAAAACCAACAAGAAAGAAAUCAUGGGAAAUGUCCAGAGACCUAUGGAUGACUGAUCCCUAUGGCAUCAAACAUGUGUCAUUCACAUGGGGAGCAAUAGGAAACAGAGCAUAAAUUCUUCACAGAUAUUCAUUUGAGAAAUUCAACUAUGUUGAACUUUUAUUUGGGGACCAUGAUUUCACUGUGUGUUCCACUUCUUUCGGCUUUAUGCAUGCCAUAAGAGAUGAUUGGUCAUAGGUCUGGAAAAUGUUCCUGGACUUUUACAAUCUAUUUUUAAAUACAGUGAAGGGAACAUGUACAAAAUGCGUGUGCUGUAUUAUAAAGUAUAUAGUGUCCUAUGCUGUAAACAGUUAUUGUUAAUUUAGUUUGUGACUAGGUUAUCCAGAUGGAAGAUAGACAGUAAAUAGUCAGUAGGUCAACAACAGAUGGUUGACAUGGAAAAGGUUGACACGGAAUGUUUUUUCAUGAUGUUUAGGGUAAGGGUUAUGGUUAGGCUGCCGGAGGGUAUGGUUAGGGUUAUGCAUUUGGCAGAGGGUUAGGGUUAGGCUGUGGAAGGGGAUGGUUAGAGUUAGGCAAAAGGGGAAAAAAAUUGACCUUUUCUGUGUCAACCAUUUGCAUGUCGACCUUUGGAACCCUAAGUACAUGUUGACUGCUUUAACUGUCACCCUGUUGACCUAUUGACUGUCGACAAUCUGGUGUUGAUCUAUUGACUGUCUAUGUACUGUCAAUCAUUUUCAAUCUUUUAAUCCAUACCCUGUGAAUAGACCUAAUUGUAGAAAGCAGUAGCAGCACUAACGUGUAGACUUUGUAAAUCUGCUUCCCAACACAGUAAAGAUGUGUCAUAAACAUCUAGUAUAUUUGAUGAAAUAAAGACGUGAUGAAUAAAUAGUUCUAUUCAGUACACAUUACUAGCUAAUAUUUAUGCAGUCUCCCUUCAGAGCAUCAGGUGCCUUUUAACGAAGUUCGUGACAUAUCAAGUGACAUUAUACUAGUACUAUCUGUACUGUAAUAUUACAGAAUUUGUAGUUGUUACAAAAUACAAGGGAAAAGAUGAUCACUCUCUCAAGCCAAAGAUUAUGAUACAAAACUACCAAUUUCCACACUUGUGUUUUGGGUACAUUAUUAAAUAUUCAUUCAAGUGAAUGCAGCAAAUAUAUUCUUUUUCAUUUGAACUAUGGAUUUUCUUGUACAACUCUGAUAAUAAUAAAUGUUGACUUGCCAUGAGCCAAAUAAAUUAUUUAUUUGUUGUUAA